UCUGCUGUUGAAGUGCAUUACUCAGCCCAACUAGUUAGCGAGCUAGCCAGCUAGCCAACAUUCUCAAAAGAAUGAGUAGAAAACAUCACUUUAAAGGAGCCGAAGUUAGCUGCUGCGUGAAAUACUUCUUAUUCGGAUUCAACAUCAUAUUUUGGUUACUCGGAGCAGCAUUCCUGGGCAUUGGCCUCUGGGCAUGGGCGGAGAAGGGGGUGCUGUCCAACCUGUCAUCUAUCACAGACCUGGGGGGCUUUGACCCUGUGUGGCUCUUCAUCGUGGUGGGAGGUGUCAUGUUCAUCCUGGGCUUUGCUGGCUGUAUUGGUGCGCUCCGGGAGAACACCCUCCUGCUGAAGUUUUUCUCAGUGUUCCUGAGUUUGAUCUUCUUCCUGGAGCUGACCGCAGGAAUCCUCGCUUUUGUCUUCAAGGACUGGAUCAAAGACCAGUUGAACUUCUUUAUCAAUAACAACGUCAAGGCCUACCGGGAUGACAUCGACCUGCAGAAUCUUAUUGACUUUGCUCAGGAAUAUUGGUCAUGCUGUGGAGCUCAUGGGCCUAACGACUGGAACUUGAACAUCUACUUCAACUGCACAGAGUUAAACCCCAGCAGGGAGCGUUGUGGAGUUCCCUUCUCCUGCUGUGUGAAAGACCCUGCUGAGGACGUUAUCAACACACAAUGUGGCUAUGACGUUCGACUUAAAGUGGAAUUGGAGCAACAGAAACAUAUCUACACCAAGGGUUGUGUUGGACAGUUUGAGAAGUGGCUUCAGGAUAACCUGAUUGUUGUAGCUGGAAUCUUUGUUGGUGUUGCACUUUUACAGAUAUUUGGGAUCUGCCUUGCUCAGAACCUGGUUAGUGAUGUCAAAGCUGUCAAAGCCAACUGGUGA
Messenger RNA from Lampris incognitus (smalleye Pacific opah), 881 nucleotides. RefSeq names its product tetraspanin 17 (gene tspan17). The record is from RefSeq and is a predicted model, not a curated record. Lineage: Eukaryota; Metazoa; Chordata; Actinopteri; Lampriformes; Lampridae. Gene Ontology annotation, biological process: protein localization to plasma membrane; regulation of vascular endothelial growth factor signaling pathway; protein maturation. Bases 72 to 881 code for a protein of 269 amino acids. Gene Ontology annotation, cellular component: membrane. The transcript is spliced from 8 exons.